This is a messenger RNA of Zophobas morio, 3157 nucleotides long. RefSeq names its product transcriptional regulator ovo (gene ovo). The transcript is spliced from 5 exons. NCBI's taxonomy places the organism in Eukaryota, Metazoa, Arthropoda, Insecta, Coleoptera, Tenebrionidae. Gene Ontology annotation, molecular function: RNA polymerase II cis-regulatory region sequence-specific DNA binding; DNA-binding transcription factor activity, RNA polymerase II-specific. Bases 232 to 2610 code for a protein of 792 amino acids. Gene Ontology annotation, cellular component: nucleus. Gene Ontology annotation, biological process: epidermal cell differentiation; regulation of transcription by RNA polymerase II. The record is from RefSeq and is a predicted model, not a curated record.
GCCAAGCGAGUUCGAAUGGGCAACCUGGGUCGGCGCGCGGGGCGUAGCGGGGGACACAACGGUUCACAUCGACUUUACUUCUUGCGGUCAUCAGUCUUCACAAGGACUUGGUCGCAGCAGCACGUGAAACUGGAACCGAUGUCUGAGGUGGUACCUUCAGCGUGACGCGUGUGCUCGAACUGUGUGUGUGCAUGUAUAGUGUCUCUUUGGGAUUACUGAUGACUUAAGGCCAUGCCGAAGAUUUUCUUAAUCAAGAACCGGCUGCAGCGUCUGCUGGAGUCGGAAAAUGGUGGUACCCACAAGAACGAGAUCUUGGACGAUGCGCAACCCUUGUCCCUCACCGUCCACAAGGAAGAUCGAGACAAGCAGUCCGAAGAGGAUGGCAAAGGCAAGCCCACCACAUCCAAAUCUCCGAAGAAAGAAUCGACGCCGCCCAGGCGGUUCACGUCGUCGAUUUUGGGCGGCGACGUCCCUUAUGGCAGCCGCGGGCACGUCCUCACCCGGGCGGAGCGAAAGGAGUACGCCCCGAUCGUGCCCCCGGACAAAAUCACCCUUCCGGUGAAGAAGCCGCCCGAGGACGCCCCGAAGCCGCAGAAUCUAGCGCCGGUGCGGCAAUUUUCCGUGAUCCAGCGCACCCCCAAAGCCACCAAGAGGGAUGAGGAUAAGGAGGCGCGACUCCCGACGGCGCCGCUGGUCAUGCAAGAGCCCGAGCAGGAGCAGCCUAUCGACUAUCACAUCCCGAAAAGGAAAGGGGAGACGGAGGACGAGAACGAGGAGAGGAGGCUCCGGGAGCAGAGGCGGAGCCACUGCUCGAAAGUGAGCAAACCGCUGAUUUCCGUGCGCGCGAUAGUGGGGAAGUUUCCGGUGACAAUGUCCGCGGCGGCGGGGCACGGGCGGGGCUCGGGUGGCAAUCAGAGUUCGGCUAAUCAAUCGGCGAACUCGACGUCGGGAGGAGGGGGCGGAGUUAACUUUACGGGCGGGUCGACGGGUGGCAGUUCUGGGGGGACUUUGGGUGGCGGGACAGGAGGUGGCGGUAUGAAUCCGGGGCGGGACGGGAGACAGAAUUACGGACCGAGCAGUCCCCCGACUGGGAGUUUACCCCCGUUCUACGAGUCCCUUAAAGGUGGGAAUAACGGGAAUUCGUACAACGCGAGUGGGAAUUUUUCGUCGAAUUAUUUGGUGAAUAACCAAAACAUGGAAUGUGAUACGGGACAGGAACUUGCCAAUUUGAGUCUGAACGGGGGGCAGAGCCCUCCGAAGCAGUACUCGACGUUGCAGAAUGCGUCGUAUGGGAUCGUUAUGAAGGACGAAGCGGAUUUGGACUUGUACGAGACUAAGAUCGAUGCAAUGAAUCAGUUGCUUCCGGGGUCGUAUUCUGGGUAUGACGAUUCGAUGAUGGUGGACAUGGUGACGGGGGCCGUCGUGGACCCGCUGCAGUUCACGGCGACCUUAACCUUCUCCAGUUCGGCGGAGCACGCCCUUCUGGAGAGUCUAUCGGACGCGGCUGACCUUUCCACCUUCCUCCAACGCCUCCCUAGUGAAGAAAACGACAACGAAGAAAUCAUCACGAGUAACAUCCACUCCCCUUCGAUGACGUCCGACUCUUCACAAAUCCAGCAAGUCGACCAGAACCUGGACUCCUUCAACGAUCAAAUUCUCAGCAAUCGCGGCUACGAGGGUCGCAACUACAACCACCAAUUCUCGAAAAUGUACAGCGAAUCCCUCCCCAACUACCAGUCUUCGGUGAACAACGAAUCCCUCCAAGCUCAGAUGCACCAGCAGCAGCAACAACAAAUGCUGUCGCCGACGCUGAGUUUCAACGGCAGCGGCUUAGACUUGGACUCGCCGACGACGAUGUCGCUGCCGUCUCCCGGGGCGGCGAGCUGCUCCCUCGACGCCCCACACAACGACGGCGGCUCGAUCAGCCCACCAGCGAAUGUGAGUGGUCGACGUACCAGCAGCGGCAGCGAGGCGCCUGCCCUGCACGGCAGGGUAAACGUCUUGCAGCACAGGUUGGGCCUGCCCUCCGAGGUGCAGCUGGAGUUCGUUAACGGCGGCCACGGAAUCAAAAACCCCCUCGCCAAUCAGGAGACCGUGCGGCAGGGGCCGCGGACUGAAGACAAAACCAAAGUAGCGUCCAUUACGACGGAAGAUGGCCAGACCAACUUCUGCUGUCGGAUCUGCAACAAGACCUUCGCGCUGCAGCGCCUCCUCAACAGGCACAUGAAGUGCCACUCGGACGUCAAGCGGUACUUGUGCACCUUCUGCGGGAAGGGCUUCAAUGACACGUUCGACCUGAAGCGGCACACGAGGACGCACACGGGGGUGCGGCCGUACAAAUGCAGUCUCUGCGAGAAGUCGUUCACCCAAAGAUGUUCGCUGGAGUCGCACUGUCUGAAGGUGCACGGAGUGCAGCACCAGUACGCGUACAAAGAGCGGCGGACCAAAGUGUACGUGUGCGAGGAGUGCGGCCACACGACGAGCGAGCCCGAAGUUCACUACCUUCACUUGAAAGAGAAGCACCCUUACAGUCCUGCCCUGCUCAAAUUCUACGACAAGCGACAUUUCAAGUUCACGAAUUCGAAUUUCGCAAACAUGCUGCUGCAAUAAUUAUCAAGUUAUCUGCAGGAAUCGAAGAUUAGAUGAAAGGUAAUAAAACGGAGGCGAUGCCGCAAAUAAUGUCGCGGGACAAUAUUUAAAUCGGGUUAUUUGUGCAAUCAGGUGGAUGGAACUGGGUUUAUUAUUACAUAAGUGUAGGAUAGUUAAAUGAACUGUGUCAGAGGGGACGUAGUUAGAAUUUAGAAAUGUGCAAAUUUUGCGGGACGAAAUUCUUAACAAGACUAAUUUUGACGCAAACUUUGAAAUUUGGUGAUUUGGGGUGUGGUUCUUUCUGAACUUUAACACGUCCCCGACCAUUCUGGUGCUUCAUAGGGUAUGACUAAACUAUGGUGCUGCAGAAUGCUUUCGUAGCUUAAGGUGUGUUGUGAUUAUUUUUUUCGCGCUGUCCCUAAAAAAAUUGAUUACAACGAAUCAUUCUGCAAUGUUUUUUGUACUUUAGUCUUUAUUUCUUCUGUUGAAAGAGAACUUGUGUUUAUAUUGUAUGAAUGUUUAUAGUUUUGUAUAUAAAAAAUAUUUAGGUUUUAUCUACCUUAAGUAC